Messenger RNA from Pezoporus occidentalis (night parrot), 2897 nucleotides. RefSeq names its product SNF-related serine/threonine-protein kinase-like. Gene Ontology annotation, cellular component: cytoplasm. Gene Ontology annotation, biological process: protein phosphorylation; intracellular signal transduction. The record is from RefSeq and is a predicted model, not a curated record. Gene Ontology annotation, molecular function: ATP binding; protein serine/threonine kinase activity. NCBI's taxonomy places the organism in Eukaryota, Metazoa, Chordata, Aves, Psittaciformes, Psittacidae. The transcript has 5 exons. The coding region runs from base 314 to 2278 and encodes 654 amino acids.
GGACCUGGAGGUGGGGGUACUCAAAUGCCCUGUGGUGCUGGGGAAGGGAGGUGGGGGUGUGGAGGUGUCCAGGGUGCUGCGAGUCUGGACAUGGGGUAUUGGGGUACCCAGGGUGCUGAGGAGUAUAGGUGGGAGUACUGGGAUGCCCAGGGUGCUGGAGGUGGGGGUGCAGAUGGAUGGCCAAGUCCCAGGAUGCUGGGGUGUUACGGAUGCCCGUGGUUCUGGGGCUCUGAUGUCCAGGGGAUCCUGACCUGGUGCUGGGGGUGUUCAGGGAUGCCCCAUCCCUCAUCCCACAUGGCUCAGCAACUCCCCCAUGGCACAGUGCCCACUGCUGUCCCUGCGUGCUGCCAUGGCCGGGGUGCAGGGCUGCGGCGAGGGGCAGAUCGCGGGGCUGUAUGACCUGGGGCGCACGCUUGGCACGGGCCAUUUCGCGGUGGUGAAGCUGGCACGGCACGUCUUCACCGGGCAGCGUGUGGCCGUCAAGGUGAUCGACAAGAGCAAGCUGGUGGGGGGCGCUGCGGGGCAGCUCCUGCAGGAGGUGCGCUGCAUGAAGCUGGUGCAGCACCCCAACGUGGUGCGCCUCUACGAGGUCAUCGACACGCAUGCCAAGCUGUACCUCAUCCUGGAGCUGGGUGACGGUGGGGACAUGUUCGAUCACAUCAUGCGGCACGAGGGUGGGCUGGCCGAGGCGCGAGCCAAGCACUACUUCGCCCAGAUUGUCCACGCCAUCUCCUACUGCCACAAGCUCCACGUGGUGCACCGCGACCUCAAGCCCGAGAACGUGGUCUUCUUCCAGGAGCAAGGUGUGGUCAAGCUCACUGACUUCGGCUUCAGCAACUGCUUCCAGCCCGGCAAGAUGCUCACCACGAGCUGUGGCUCGCUGGCUUACUCAGCGCCCGAGAUCCUGCUUGGGGAUGAGUACGAUGCCCCAGCUGUCGACAUCUGGAGCCUGGGGGUCAUCCUCUACAUGCUGGUCUGCGGCCACCCCCCCUUCCAGGAGGCCAACGACAGCGAGACCCUCACCAUGAUCAUGGACUGCCGAUACACUGUGCCUGCGCACGUCUCGGCUCAGUGUGCUGACCUCAUCUCCAGGAUGCUGCAGCGGGACCCUAAGUGCCGAGCCUCGCUGGAGCAGAUCGAGGGCCACGCGUGGCUGCAGGGGGUGGACCCGUCCCCCGCCAGCCGCUGCCUGCUGCCCCUCACCUCGCACAAGCGUGUGUCACAGGAGGAGCACGAAAUCAUCCUCCGGGCCAUGAUGUGUGGGAACAUUGCGGAUAGGGACACCAUCCAGGAGGCACUGGAAGCCAACCGCUACAACCACAUCACGGCCACCUAUUUCCUGCUGGCGGAGAGGAUCCUGCGGGAGAAGCAGGAGAAGCAGAGCCGCAGUCUCAGCCUCGUCUACAACCUGGCAAGGGAGGUGCAGAGCAGGGGCAACUUACCAGGCACGUUCAGCCCCAUGGGCAGCGCCAGCAGCCUCCUGCCUUUCACGGAGGUGCCGGGUGGCCUCACAACUGUCUCCCACCUGCCACCCCUGCCCACUGGAGCCGACAUCGGCAGCCGGCAGCCCCCCAGGACCCUGCUGAAGAUCCCAGCCGUUGGCACCACCAUCACCAAGAGCACCCCUGCCCUGCAGCAGAUCUGUGAGGAGGAAGAGGAGGAGGAGGAGGAGGAUGAGGGGAGGCCUAGUGCCAUGGAGAGGAAGAGCAGUUCACUGAACCAGGAACAGAUGCGAGCCUUCCUGUGCACUCACCACCCAUCUAGCUGUGGGGAGCUGUGGGGCCCUGGGCCCGAGCUGGGGGGCCGGGGCUGGGCUGGGAAGGCAGUGAGGGGGGUUUGGGAUCCCCCAGCACUGUGGGGAGAUGGAGCAGAGCCCCCCAAGAGGGAGGAGGAUGCAGACCCUGGGAGUUCCUCUGUAGAGCCCCCCUGGGAAAGGGGAGUCACUGGAUCACCCCAGAGCAGCUCUGCUGAGGUGCCCCAGGGGCUGGGGGGAGAAGUGACCCACACUGCCCUGUCGAGCCCCACGGACAAGUCCGGAGGGCAGGAGGCACCCACCAGCCUGGCUGGGAGGUUGGUGGAGAGCUCAGGGCUGGGGAGCAUCGAGGGAGGUGUGGAGAACGUGAUCAAGCUGGACCCUGGCAAGAGCAAAGGGGGCAGCCUGCGGGACAGGCUCCUGCAGUUCCCGCUCUGUGAGAAGGCUUUGGCCUUCAAACUCCAGCCGGGCUCCAGAGAGAGCCUCCUCUCGCUGGGGCAGUUCAACUGCUGCCACGUCAUUUAGACCCUGCAUGAGGGCUCAGGAGGGGACCCCCCCCACCUUGCCUGUGCUCUGCCCCUGACCCACAGCCCCGGGGCUGCUGGAGGGCUCGCAGCCCUUGCUCCGUCACCGACAGUGGCCACCUGAUUAAGCACCCACCUGGGGCACCCAGGAGGGGACUGCCCGUGGGGAGGGUGAGGUGGGCUGGGGUCCCACACCACAAGCCCCGGGGCAGCUCCAUGGCCCUGCCGCUGCUGGGUGGGCCACACUGUUUUUUUUAUCUCCUAGAAAUAACUUUUUUAAAUAGUCUAUUUUAAUGUAACUACAUAGAGGUUGCUAUAUUCCCCCUGCCCCACAGCAGGGCUGUGCUGCCUGUAGCAGCUGUAGGGCUGCUGCUUCGCUAUCUGCACCCCCUCCUGCUGUCCCUCCAGACAGGGCCAGGCACAGCUCUGCCCGUGGCACAGCCUGACCCGGUGCCUUCCCCUGCAAAUAGGCUUCUAUUUAUUAUCUCUUUGUUUUCUUGCUGGCAAGAACUGAAUGACGACCGUGGCGCGGGCUGGAGCUGGACAGCACGUGCGUGCGGAAGGGAGGGGAGCCACUGGAAGCAAAGUCCAUCGGGACAAUAAAUAAGCUGGUGGGUUGA